Molecule: messenger RNA, 1338 nt
Organism: Moesziomyces antarcticus
Lineage: Eukaryota; Fungi; Basidiomycota; Ustilaginomycetes; Ustilaginales; Ustilaginaceae
Product: pvdZ protein
Exons: 1
Coding region: 1-1338 (445 amino acids)
Biological process (GO): siderophore biosynthetic process
Source: RefSeq, a predicted model, not a curated record
AUGUCGGCUCUGGUUCAUAUUGCCUCCCCGCAGACCAAGAAGGCGCCUGUGGUCGUGCCGCCAGGCACCUAUCCGCUCAGCCACCCGGAUGGCGCCAAAUUUAGCAUCGUCGUCUCCCACGAAAAGGGAUCUGCGCAGGCGGGUGCAAACGCCGCCGACGCUGAACAAGCGUCAAGGGUUCGCCAUUCGAUCAAGCUCUCCUCGCACAAGUCGCACGACUGGAUCGACACGGCCAGCACGCUCGUGGUCAAGGCGCCUUGCCCACCGUACCCGAACCCCGCUUCGGAGCCCGACACCAACAGUCUCGCCUUCCGUACGCAGCGCUUCGGCGAGUGCGAGCUGCAAGCAUCGGAUGCAGAGCAAAAGGGCGAGAUCACUCAGCAGAAGCUCUGGAACUGGAUUAACGUGGUCUUUGCUCUGUGGCCGCAACAGGAGCAUGUCUUGCUCAAGACCCAAGGACUCCCGCCUGCUGUCGUGGCCCAUCUGACCACUUCUCGGCUCGCCAUUCUGGACCCUUCCGCCCCGCCAACGCUUUCGGCGCCGGGCAACAAGACGCAAGUGAGCCUCGAGCGUCUGCUCGUCUCGCGCGCGGCAUUCUGGCAAGGUCAAGGCUCGCCGACGUCGGGCUUUGCACCUUGGGUGCUCCCACUGGCGGAUGCGGCUACACGGAAUGCGCUGAUCUCUUCCAAUGCCGAGACGACCGUAUCGCCGCUUGCGGAGCCCUUCAAGCCACCGCCUUCGGCCGGUCCGAUCUACUCGCGAUUCAUUCCGGGUCUCAACUCGCACCUGACGUUCCGCGUGGCGUCGUCGACCAACGCCAAGGAUGUGGACCUGCUGACGGCGUGGCAUGCGACGGAUCGCGUCAACGAAGGGUGGCGUCAGCGACUGAGUCGCGAAGACCAGCUGGCGACGAUGCAGAGCGGCGAAAAGAGCGCGUACAACAUUGGACUGAUCGGUGAGUGGGACGGCGAGCCGUGGGGCUACGUCGAGAUCUACUACUCGAAGCAGUCGAACCUCAAGGACUUUUACACGGCGGGACAGCACGACCGUGGCUUUCAUGCGUUGGUCGGUGAUGAGCGCUUCCGUGGCCCGCAGCGGGUGCGCUCGUGGAUGGGCAGCGUAGUGCACCUCAUGUUCCUGCUGGACGCUUCCACGGCCCAGUGCGUGUCCGAGCCGCGCCUUUCCAACACCAAGAUGGUGCAAUACGAGAUGAUGGUGGGCGGCAACGUGGAAAAGUGGAUCGACUUUCCGCACAAGCGAGCUGCGCUCGUCAUGUUUGGCAAGGAGCGCUUCUUCCAGCUGUGCCCGAUGGGUCCUUUGCCCGAACACCUCGCCUAG